Messenger RNA from Brassica oleracea var. oleracea, 920 nucleotides. Its product is annotated as glycolipid transfer protein 2-like. The record is from RefSeq and is a predicted model, not a curated record. Gene Ontology annotation, biological process: ceramide transport; intermembrane lipid transfer. Gene Ontology annotation, cellular component: cytosol; cytoplasm; membrane. Gene Ontology annotation, molecular function: ceramide 1-phosphate binding; ceramide 1-phosphate transfer activity. Bases 36 to 704 code for a protein of 222 amino acids. The transcript is spliced from 6 exons. Lineage: Eukaryota; Viridiplantae; Streptophyta; Magnoliopsida; Brassicales; Brassicaceae.
AAAAUAAGAAGAUAUAGGAAAGAGAGGGAGAGGAGAUGAAGAGAAAGAGAUACGAUAUGGAGAAGAAGAAGACGGAACUUCAAACGGCCAUAGAAGAGCUCUCUCUCUUUAUAAUAACUAAACCUGUAGAUAACACUGAAACCACACAUAUUCCCUUGAGGCCUCUUCUCUCCUUCUGCAACUUAAUCAUUCAAGUGCUUGAUAAGAUAGGACCGACAAUGGCUGUUCUUAGACAAGACAUCGAUCAAAAUAUAGAGAGAUUAGAGAAGGUUUGUGAAACAGAUCCUUGUGUUUACUCCAACUUGGUUGAGAUUCUUAAGAAAGAAAGGAACGAGGGGACAUACAAGAUGGUUGCUAGUUGCAGUAGAGCUCUUCUUUGGCUCACUAGGACAAUGGAUUUUACUGCGGGUUUACUACGACUGUUGUCAAAAGAGAUGUCGUCAAAAAUGGAAGAACUUGUAGAAGAAACCUACUUGGCGACUUUAAAACUGCAUCAUGGAUGGAUCGCUUCUGCUGCUUUCAGAGUGUGCUUGAAGCUAGUGCCUGACAAUAAAACUUUUAUGGACGCGAUCGGUGGACGAGACGAGAGCUAUGAGACCCUUAGAGAAGAUAUUGAGACAUUAAGCUCAUUGUUGACACCUAUUCUAAAAGAGAUUUUCAUUGUUCUGGAACAAUUCGGAUUGAACAGGUUAAGAUCGAUGUAAAAAUGGAUUCAGAAGUAAUCUAAUUAUUUGAUGUUUUCGGUGAACUUAAAAUUUUAUAUCAAGAAAAUGAAUAUAUCUUUAUAUGUAUAUAUCAGUUCUUAUACAAUUUCUCUUUUUUAUUUAAGAAUCCAAAAUUAAAAUUAUUUCUCCCUUUUAAAUAGGAAUGUACUCAUUGCAUUCACAUGUCAAAUUAAUAUGAAUAAAAUUUCUUCUGUA